AUAUAAUCCCAGGUUAAUUAAGAGAGAGAACUGUGUAUGUAUAUGUAUGCAACCCGGUGGUAGAGAAUUGGAAGCCAUGAACAUCAAUUCUUUGUUAAACCAAGAACAAUCACUCCAAGAAAUGAAUAAUCAUCAAAAUGGUCAACCCCAGAUGUCAUCCCACUUCGAUCCCACGUCGUCUCAUGAUGAUUUCCUCGACCAAAUGAUGUCGUCUAUUCCAUCUUCGAACUCCAGUUUUAACUGGGAUGUGUCCUCCGAUGCGGCUCGAGCCGACCACGCGCUGCCUUCCACUCUUCUUAGCCAAUUUGAUGACCAGUCGGCGCAGUUGAUUUCAAAGCUGAGGCAGCACCAGAUCAGCAGCGGCGCAGCCAAGGCCUUGAUGCUCCAGCAGCAGUUGUUGCUGUCCAGAGGACUCACCGGGAACGGGCUCCGGACGCCAUCUGGGGCCUCCGGCGGCGAGAGUGGUCUUCUACAGAUACCUUUAAAUCUUACUAAUGGCGACCACGCCGACGUCGUUGAUGGGUCCUUCCAAUCUACUAAUCCGGCCGAUGAUGCAUCAGUGCAAGGUUUAUUCAACGGUUUCACUGGAACUCUUGGUCAAACUGCAAACCAAUCUCAGCAUUUCCACCACCCUCAGGCACAGAAUUUUGGUGCAUCAGCAGUUCCUGGGAUGAAUCAGCCAGCGGCAAGUGGUUCAACCGGCGGAGGGACUCCGGCGCAGGCUAGGCAGAGGGUUAGAGCAAGAAGAGGACAGGCCACAGACCCUCACAGCAUCGCUGAAAGAUUACGUAGAGAGAGAAUCGCGGAGAGAAUGAAGGCUUUGCAGGAGCUUGUACCCAAUGCUAAUAAGACGGACAAGGCUUCGAUGCUUGAUGAGAUCAUAGAUUAUGUAAAAUUCCUCCAGCUCCAAGUCAAAGUUCUUAGCAUGAGUCGAUUGGGCGGUGCCACAGCUGUUGCCCCUUUCGUAGCUGAUAUGUCUUCUGAGAGAAGGAGCAGUAACGGAACACAAACGGCGUCAUCAUCCAACAACAACGAGACCGUGACGGUGACGGAAAAUCAGGUGGCAAAGUUGAUGGAAGAGGAUAUGGGCACCGCCAUGCAGUAUCUCCAAGGGAAAGGGCUAUGCCUCAUGCCAAUCUCGUUAGCCACAGCCAUCUCCGCUGCCACGUGUCACUCCAGGAACCCUUUAGCCGCCACCAACAACCUCAACACUAGCAAAAAUCCGCUACUAAGCGGUGAGCACGGCGGGCCCACUUCACCUAGCAUGUCAGUUUUGACCGUCCAAUCAGCCGCAAUUGGCGGUAACGGUGCUGGAGAAGCGUCCGUUAAAGACGCAACUUCUUUUUCCAAGUGAUAUUUAUCUUCACGGCUUUCAAACGGCGUUGGCGGUUUUCUAACCCUUUCUUUUGGAAGAAAGUAAAGUGAUUGAAAAAAAGAGGACAAAAAAGUUGUAGUUUUUAAUUUUGUGGCCUGUAUGAACUUUCAACGUCCGACAAGUCUACCAAAAUAAGGUACCUUUUUUUAUUUCAAUUUCGAUGAAUGACACGGCGCCGUAUUUGGGUAGACUUGGCUUAAGUGUAUUUUAACUUGAGCUAAUCAACGGUGCAAAUGCCAAUAAGUUCUUGCUUUAUUCUUUUUAACUUAUUUGGAAAAGAAUUAUUUUUAUAAUUCA
This is a messenger RNA of Olea europaea var. sylvestris, 1672 nucleotides long. RefSeq names its product transcription factor bHLH66-like. Gene Ontology annotation, molecular function: RNA polymerase II cis-regulatory region sequence-specific DNA binding; protein dimerization activity; DNA-binding transcription factor activity, RNA polymerase II-specific. Gene Ontology annotation, biological process: regulation of transcription by RNA polymerase II. Lineage: Eukaryota; Viridiplantae; Streptophyta; Magnoliopsida; Lamiales; Oleaceae. The record is from RefSeq and is a predicted model, not a curated record. Gene Ontology annotation, cellular component: nucleus. Bases 47 to 1354 code for a protein of 435 amino acids. The transcript has 8 exons.